Molecule: messenger RNA, 1744 nt
Organism: Hermetia illucens (black soldier fly)
Lineage: Eukaryota; Metazoa; Arthropoda; Insecta; Diptera; Stratiomyidae
Exons: 3
Coding region: 364-1650 (428 amino acids)
Biological process (GO): SCF-dependent proteasomal ubiquitin-dependent protein catabolic process
Cellular component (GO): SCF ubiquitin ligase complex
Molecular function (GO): protein binding
Source: RefSeq, a predicted model, not a curated record
UUCUUAGAUUUCGGGUCGUGACCUACUCGUUGAUUUUCAUCUUUCUUAGAAUCGAUCUGAGUGAAUUUAGGCCGUGCAAUCUUGAUAUGGUAUCGUUUCUUGAGAAGUUUGUUCUUGAUUGGGAGUCAUCCAUAGUUGCUGCCAUUUUUUGCAGUUUUCCAGUCAGUAUGAGUUGCGAGUGUUUCCGAUUUGUAAGGAGCUGAGGUGUCCAGUCCCUAUAUCUUAAUUCUAUACAAGACACAGACUGAACAGUUCCCGCUUUUAAACUUUUUUUUACGUUCUAAACUAUAAGCAAGUGCUCGUUGCUGAGAGAUCUGAAUUUCAACAGUUCGUCCAUUGAAGACCUCGCGAGAGUAGACUAUCAUGAAGAAGCUGAGUGAUAACUGUUUACUGCACAUCUUUAACUACUUAGGACUUCUUGACAAAAUUUCCGUGGCCUGUGUUUCCCAUCGUUUCGCUGGUGUCAUUUAUCAACUGAUUGGAAAAGAAGUUGUUGAUCUUUCAAGGAUGGAAGAACGCACCCCUCGAGCGGAUUUAACUCAGUUUCUCUCCAUUUUGGGGAAGUUUAUAAGGCGUGUUAAAAUACAUCCCAACUAUAGUUCCCACCCUCCAUUUCCCCAUUAUUGCUUCUCUACUUUUGUGAAACAUUGUUCUUCCUCUAACCUGGAGGAGGUAGACAUCUCGUGGGGAUGUGAUCGCUUUGAAUGCGGAAUGUUGGAUUCAUUCUUGGAAAACUGUACGAAAUUACGUGUUGCUACACUGAGAUGGUUUCGUCCAAACGAAGAGAGGCAAUUCAGGCCACUUCACGGCGUACGGUCCUUGUAUAUCAAUGGGAGUCCCAUCAGUGGACUGUGUUUACUGGGUGCCCGCAAUCUUGUUGAUUUGAGCUUACCCUUCUGCUCCCAAAUCGAUCCGAAAUAUGCUAAAUGCAUUCUGGAAAACAAUAAAAAGUUGAAAAGGCUCAAUAUACGAAGCUGUGAUUCGUUAACAAGCAUUACUAUUGGCCAGGCACUGGGGAAACAUCAGAAUAUUGAACGGAUAUCGGUUGAUAUAAGGUUCUUCGAAUUUCCCAUUGUGUUACCUGAACUCCCCCAUUUGAAGCAAAUCGCAAUUUUCAACGACGAUUCUUUUCAGUCUCAACACAAUCCGGUCAUAAUUGAUUAUCUUUACAAAAAUCUUUUGAAGCAAUUAUGCCACAACCAUUCACGUGCUCUGGAAUCGUUGGAACUCCAUUCCUGGGAUUUGUCGUUCAUGACAGAUUGGCCUCCUUUCCAAAGUUUGACCAACCUAAAAUUGAUCAAUGCCAGAUACCUAACUGAUGGUCUUCUGAAAAAAAUAAGCGAAACCUGCAGUCUUUUGGAGAGAGCAGAUUUGAGGGAAUCUGUGAACCAUGUAACUGAUGAGGGCUUACUAGAUUUUGUCAGGGCUUCAACAAAUCUGAGUUAUCUAAACCUCGGAUGUAAUGCGCGGUACAGUCAGAAGUUUAUCUUCAAAAUUGGUGAGGUCAGACGUUAUAUGGGCAUUACAGAUCCACUGACCAUCGUAUACAAUAGGUGGAUGUUCCUCCAGGAGAGGUUAACUCAACAUGAUGACCCGACAAAGUUACUAAGGUUGAUCUCGUCUCCACGUCCAAACUAUUUGAACUGUUGAAAGCAGUGUUGCUAUUGUAUAAUUUUUACAAAUAAUAAACACAAAUAUACUUCUUGACGCGUUUCUAAUAUCGUCUGGUUACGGAAAAAAUCGU